AUGGAUGAACCCACUUAUUGCAACAUCAAUUACUCAGAAACUCAGCGACCUGCAUCAAGCAGGCGAUCGGGGGUCACAUGGGAGCGAGUGGUCCUGCUGGUCCUCAGUGUUCUCCUGGCAGCUGCCCUCACAGCUCUUGGUGUAACCCUUCAUGAAAAUACUCAAACAAAGAAGAGACUCCAAAAAUAUCAAGAUGAGGCAAAAAUUCUCACAGAAAUACUCAGUGGGACAGAACCGAGCAAAGUGGAGCAGCCGACUAAACCUCCUUCAGUAAGAGAUGAAACAUGUCCGAGGUGUGAGGACGGCUGGGAGCCACAUGGAGGAAAGUGCUACUUCUUCUCCUGGGUUACUUCAUCCUGGAAUAAGAGUAGAAAACAAUGCACAUCAAUGAGUGGAGACCUGGUUGUGAUAAACAACAGAGAGGAGCAGCCAGACAACUGGUACAGUGAUAAUCCUGAUGUAGAGGACUGUGUGAGGAUGGGGGAGAAAGACGGAGCCACGAACCUGAAGACCUGGUUCGAUAAAUCCUGCAGAACACUUCAAAAAUAUAUUUGUGAGAAACCAGAAAAAGCAUAA
This is a messenger RNA of Limanda limanda (common dab), 576 nucleotides long. RefSeq names its product C-type lectin domain family 4 member C-like. The record is from RefSeq and is a predicted model, not a curated record. The coding region runs from base 1 to 576 and encodes 191 amino acids. Lineage: Eukaryota; Metazoa; Chordata; Actinopteri; Pleuronectiformes; Pleuronectidae. The transcript has 6 exons.